Molecule: messenger RNA, 1503 nt
Organism: Nematolebias whitei (Rio pearlfish)
Lineage: Eukaryota; Metazoa; Chordata; Actinopteri; Cyprinodontiformes; Rivulidae
Gene: lck
Product: LCK proto-oncogene, Src family tyrosine kinase
Exons: 12
Coding region: 1-1503 (500 amino acids)
Biological process (GO): B cell receptor signaling pathway; protein phosphorylation; T cell differentiation
Cellular component (GO): extrinsic component of cytoplasmic side of plasma membrane
Molecular function (GO): signaling receptor binding; ATP binding; non-membrane spanning protein tyrosine kinase activity
Source: RefSeq, a predicted model, not a curated record
AUGGGCUGUUCCUGCAGCACGGACUCGGACAGCGACUGGAUGGAGAACUUGGAUGAAGUCUGCGAACACUGCAACUGUCCCAUCCCCCCCCAGUCCAGCAACCCAUACACAGAUCAGCUUAUUCCAUACGGAUCACAGAGUUCACCUCCGACAUCACCUUUACCAGAUAACAUCAGAUUGGCCAUCUACAGCUACGAACCUAAACAUGAGGGGGACCUGGGCUUUGAGAAAGGAGACAAGCUCAAGAUCAUCAACAAGGAUGACCCAGAGUGGUACAUGGCCGAGUCCCUCACCACAGGCCAGCGGGGCUACAUCCCAUACAACUUCAUUGCGAUGACCACCAUGGAGACUGAGCCGUGGUUCUUCACGAACAUUUCUAGAAAUGAUGCCAUGAGGCUCCUCCUCGCUCCGGGGAACACGCAGGGUUCCUUCCUGGUUCGAGAGAGUGAGACAAGCAAAGGGUCAUACUCAUUAUCAAUCAGGGAUUUGGACCACAACACAGGUGAAGGGGUCAAGCACUACAGGAUCCGCAACAUGGACAAUGGUGGCUUCUACAUCACAUCCAAGAUCUCCUUUAACUCUCUGAAGGAGCUGGUCCAGCAUUACUCACGUGAAGCAGACGGGUUGUGCACAAUCCUGGUGAAGCCCUGCCAGUCCAGGGCGCCACAGAAACCCUGGUGGCAGGACGAGUGGGAGAUUCCCCGUGAGUCCCUGAAACUGGAGCGCAGGCUUGGAGCCGGCCAGUUUGGAGAGGUCUGGAUGGGUCUCUACAACAACGACAGAAAGGUGGCGAUUAAGAAUCUAAAGAUUGGCACGAUGUCAGUGGAAGCCUUCCUGGCUGAAGCCAACAUGAUGAAGAACCUGCAGCAUCGUCACCUCGUCCGCCUCUUCGCCGUCGUCACCCAGGAGCCCAUCUUCAUCAUCACAGAGUACAUGGAAAACGGCAGCCUGGUGGACUACCUGAAAACCCAGGAGGGAAUGAGUUUGCCCAUGAACACUCUGAUAGACAUGUCAGCUCAGGUGGCUGACGGCAUGGCGUUUAUCGAGAGGAAAAAUUACAUCCAUCGAGACCUGCGAGCUGCAAAUAUUCUAGUUUCGCAUGAGCUCACGUGUAAGAUUGCAGAUUUUGGCCUCGCGAGGCUCAUAGAGAACAACGAAUACACAGCCAGAGAAGGUGCAAAGUUUCCUAUUAAAUGGACCGCACCAGAAGCUAUAAACUAUGGCACUUUCUCCAUAAAAUCUGAUGUGUGGUCAUUUGGGAUUCUCCUCACAGAAAUUGUAACAUAUGGACGCAUUCCUUACCCAGGUAUGUCCAACCCAGAGGUAAUCCAGAACCUGGAGACAGGUUAUAGGAUGCCGAAACCAGAGGACUGCCCUGAUGAGCUUUAUAGCAUCAUGCACGAAUGCUGGAGGGAGAAACCUGCAGACAGACCCACGUUUGAGCACCUGAAAAAUAUGUUGGACGAUUACUUCACUGCCACAGAGAGGCAGUACCAGGAGUAG